Messenger RNA from Peromyscus eremicus (cactus mouse), 2979 nucleotides. It is a transcript of the gene Rhbdf1, whose product is annotated as rhomboid 5 homolog 1. NCBI's taxonomy places the organism in Eukaryota, Metazoa, Chordata, Mammalia, Rodentia, Cricetidae. The record is from RefSeq and is a predicted model, not a curated record. Gene Ontology annotation, biological process: regulation of epidermal growth factor receptor signaling pathway; regulation of protein secretion. Bases 116 to 2770 code for a protein of 884 amino acids. Gene Ontology annotation, molecular function: serine-type endopeptidase activity. Gene Ontology annotation, cellular component: endoplasmic reticulum membrane. The transcript is spliced from 17 exons.
CGGCGCAGGCAGGGACUAGGCGCGGGCGCCCUCCCGGCCGGCGGCGGCGGCGGCGGCAGCCGGUGCAGACCCCUCCGAGGACCCUGCGGCGGCCUGUCUCACCGCAUCCGGAACCAUGAGUGAGGCCCGAAGGGACAGUACUAGUAGUCUGCAACGCAAGAAGCCCCCAUGGCUCAAGUUAGACAUCCCAGCUGUGGUGCCCCCAGCAGCAGAAGAACCCAGCUUCCUGCAGCCCCUGCGGCGGCAGGCUUUCUUGCGGAGUGUGAGUAUGCCAGCUGAGACAGCCCGUGUCCCAUCACCCCACCAUGAGCCUCGGAGGAUGGUGCUCCAGCGUCAGACAUCCAUCACACAGACCAUCCGCAGGGGGACAGCAGACUGGUUCGGAGUGAGCAAGGACAGUGACAGCACCCAGAAGUGGCAGCGCAAGAGCAUCCGUCACUGCAGCCAGCGGUAUGGGAAGCUAAAGCCACAGGUCAUUCGGGAACUGGACCUGCCCAGCCAGGACAACGUGUCAAUGACCAGCACUGAGACGCCACCCCCGCUCUAUGUGGGGCCAUGCCAGCUGGGCAUGCAGAAGAUCAUAGACCCCCUGGCCCGCGGCCGGGCCUUCCGCAUGGCCGACGACACCGCCGAAGGCCUGAGUGUCCCCCACACUCCUGUCACACCGGGUGCCGCCUCCCUCUGCUCCUUCUCCAGCUCCCGCUCGGGUUUUAAUCGGCUCCCUCGGCGGCGCAAACGGGAAUCAGUGGCCAAGAUGAGCUUCCGGGCUGCUGCCGCACUGGUGAAGGCAAGUGUAGGGGGCCAGGGCUGGAGGUGUGGGAGCGGGGCCCACUUCCACUGCCGGGUCCUGAGGUCACCUCCUUGUCCUCAGGGUCGGUCUAUUAGGGAUGGCACGUUACGAAGGGGACAGCGCCGAAGCUUCACUCCUGCCAGCUUCCUGGAGGAAGACAUGGUGGACUUCCCCGAUGAGCUGGAUACGUCUUUCUUCGCCCGGGAAGGUGUCCUCCAUGAGGAGCUGUCCACAUACCCAGAUGAGGUGUUUGAGUCCCCGUCAGAGGCAGCACUCAAGGACUGGGACAAAGCCCCAGAGCAGGCCGACCUCACGGGUGGGGCCCUGGACCGCAGUGAGCUCGAGCGAAGCCACUUGAUGCUGCCCCUGGAGCGAGGCUGGCGGAAGCAGAAGGAAGGUAGCACGUUAGCCCCGCAGCCCAAGGUGCGGCUUCGCCAGGAGGUGGUCAGUGCGGCUGGACCCAGGAGGGGUCAGCGCAUCGCUGUGCCGGUACGCAAGCUCUUCGCCCGGGAAAAGCGGCCCUAUGGUUUGGGGAUGGUGGGAAGGCUCACCAACCGCACCUACCGGAAACGUAUUGACAGCUAUGUCAAGCGGCAGAUCGAGGACAUGGACGACCAUAGGCCCUUCUUCACCUACUGGCUUACCUUCGUGCACUCACUGGUCACCAUUCUGGCUGUGUGCAUCUAUGGUAUUGCGCCUGUGGGCUUCUCGCAGCAUGAGACAGUGGACUCGGUACUUCGGAAGCGGGGCGUCUAUGAGAAUGUCAAAUACGUUCAGCAGGAGAACUUCUGGAUCGGCCCCAGCUCGGAGGCCCUCAUUCACCUGGGUGCCAAGUUUUCACCCUGCAUGCGCCAGGACCCACAGGUGCACAGCUUCAUCCUUGCUGCCCGGGAGCGCGAAAAGCACUCAGCUUGCUGUGUACGCAAUGACCGGUCUGGCUGUGUGCAGACCUCGAAGGAGGAGUGUUCGUCCACGCUGGCGGUAUGGGUGAAGUGGCCCAUUCAUCCCAGUGCUCCAGACCUCGCAGGCAACAAGAGGCAGUUUGGGUCUGUCUGUCACCAGGACCCCAGGGUGUGUGACGAGCCUUCUUCCGAGGAUCCCCACGAGUGGCCAGAAGAUAUCACCAAGUGGCCGAUCUGCACCAAAAACAGUGCCGGGAACCACACUAACCACCCUCACAUGGACUGUGUCAUCACAGGCCGGCCCUGCUGCAUUGGCACCAAAGGCAGGUGUGAGAUCACCUCCCGGGAGUACUGUGACUUCAUGAGGGGCUACUUCCAUGAGGAGGCCACACUCUGCUCUCAGGUACACUGCAUGGAUGACGUCUGUGGCCUCCUGCCUUUCCUCAACCCCGAGGUGCCUGACCAGUUCUACCGCCUGUGGCUGUCCCUCUUCCUGCACGCCGGGAUCCUGCACUGUUUGGUGUCCGUCUGCUUCCAGAUGACCGUCCUGCGGGACCUGGAAAAGCUGGCAGGCUGGCACCGCAUAGCCAUCAUUUACCUGCUGAGUGGGGUCACGGGCAACCUGGCCAGUGCCAUCUUCCUGCCAUACCGAGCAGAGGUGGGUCCAGCCGGCUCGCAGUUUGGCAUCUUGGCCUGCCUCUUUGUGGAGCUGUUCCAGAGCUGGCAGAUCCUGGCCCGACCCUGGCGUGCCUUCUUCAAGCUCUUGGCUGUGGUGCUCUUCCUCUUUGCCUUCGGGCUGCUGCCCUGGAUCGACAACUUCGCCCACAUCUCAGGCUUCAUCAGUGGCCUCUUCCUGUCCUUUGCCUUCUUGCCUUACAUCAGCUUUGGCAAGUUUGACCUGUACCGCAAACGGUGCCAGAUCAUCGUCUUCCAGGCGGUCUUCCUGGGCCUGCUGGCCGGCCUGGUGGUACUCUUCUAUUUCUACCCAGUCCGCUGUGAAUGGUGUGAGUUUCUCACCUGCAUCCCUUUCACCGACAAGUUCUGUGAGAAGUACGAGCUGGAUGCUCAGCUCCACUGAAGCAGCCGUGGGCACCCAGCCUCCCAGGGCUGAACAGAUGGUGCUCCCUGAACACUGACCUCUUGUGCCUUGCUCGUCCCUGUUGAACCCCUAUACUGCUGGACAUUUAUUACAUGAGUUCGCACGAUAACCUUCUAACUAGUCCCCCCGACGACCACUUCAUGUGGCCAAUAAAUGGACUGGGAGCGUUUUAGCUGCCACUAACUUAA